Carya illinoinensis is the source of this 921-nucleotide messenger RNA. RefSeq names its product protein FAR1-RELATED SEQUENCE 3-like. Bases 1 to 921 code for a protein of 306 amino acids. The record is from RefSeq and is a predicted model, not a curated record. Lineage: Eukaryota; Viridiplantae; Streptophyta; Magnoliopsida; Fagales; Juglandaceae. Gene Ontology annotation, molecular function: zinc ion binding. Gene Ontology annotation, biological process: regulation of DNA-templated transcription. The transcript is spliced from 2 exons.
AUGAGGUCGCAGGAUGAUGGUUUUGUUUAUAUGAUUGAUGUGGAUGAGGAGUUGAGUCUGAGAAAUGUAUUUUGGGCUGAUGCACGUAGUCGAGCAACAUAUGAGUAUUUUGGCGAUGUUGUUACCUUUGAUACGACAUAUCUAACAAAUAGAUACGGUAUGUCGUUUGCUCCGUUUGUUGGUGUAAAUUAUAAUAGGCAGCCUAUACUGUUAGGGGCUGGGUUGCUUUCAAGUGAGGACACAAGUACUUUUUUCUGGUUAUUUCAAGCAUGGUUGGAGUGCAUGGAUGGUCGGGCUCCAAAAUGGGGGCAACUUAUUGAGAAGUAUGAACUUAGUGAUAGUGCAUGGCUACAAGGGUUGUACAAUGAGAGGUCGUUCUGGGUACUGGCAUACCUUAAGGGAGUAUUUUGGGCUGGCAUGAGCACAACUCAGAGGUCAGAAAGUAUGAACGCUUUCUUCAAUGGGUUUGUGCAUUCUGGUACGUCAUUAAAAGAAUUUGUCGACCAGUUUGACAAUGCUCUCAGGAAGAAGGUGGAGCUCGAGAUGAUAGCUGAUUUCAACUCCUCAAACCAAACCAUCCCAUGUUCAUCCACAUUCCGCAUUGAGAAGCAGUUUCAAGCGGUACAUACGAGUGCAAAAUUUAAAGAGGUCCAAAAAGAGGUGUGGGGAAUGAUUUUAUGUAACUGCAUACUCAUCAGCAAGGAGGGUUGCAUUUCCACCUACGAUGUUUUGGAUGAAAUUACCACUAAUUAUGACCAUGUCAAGAGCGUCAAGUACACUAUUUACUUUAACGAGGAGGAGGUUGAUGUCAAAUGCACAUGUGCAUUGUUCGAGAUGAGAGGGAUCUUGUGUAGGCAUGCAUUGAACAUUUGUCAGAUGAAUAAGAUUCAUGUAUUGCCGGAUAAGUACAUUUUGGAUUGA